CCAAGGAAAAUAUCCAGGAAAUGAAGAAAGAACUUGAUUCGCUUUUGCAAACCGCUGAGAAGGCCUUUAUGGUGGAGUUGCUGAAGGUGCCCGUUGCCCUCCGGAAAAUGAAAAGGAAGGACCUGCUCAAUUUGCAAGGAGGGGAGGAAGUAGCUCUUGCUGCUGCAGUGACUGACUGCUCUCUAGAAGACAUACCAAAUCCAAAACCAGUGAGGACCAACAGCAGAAAAGUUAAGGUAACUACAAUUGUUGAAUAUGAAGAUGCCAAGCAUACGUCUGCGAAGAAGAUGCCUAAAAAAGUUUCGAAAACAAAGUCAUUGGUUUCAUUGGCCUCUGGUUUAAAUAGCAAACGGAACGCUCUUACUAGGUCUGCUCACUCUUCUUCAAGUGUGACUGAGGCCAUUAAGUCUCUUGCUUAUGACUGCAAUGCCACAAACUUCAAAGACAUGCAAAAGGUAUCUAAAAGUGCUGGACUACAACACAGUGUCUCAAGAAUGGGACCUACCAGUGGAAGAGUUCAAGACACAUUACUAAGAAGUGAAUCAGUACCCCGAGCUAAAACUGUUCCAUUUGUAAACAUUCCCCUGGCUGAUGGACAGACGCUCUGUACAGCUGGUGGAGACCUCCGUAAUAUUGAUGUGCAACUGCUAAAUCAAGAUACAGUACAGCAUAUUCAUAACUUAGUGAGUGAGCUGACUGUACUAUGUGGAAAGGCAACAGCUAAACCGAGUUAA
Messenger RNA from Apaloderma vittatum (bar-tailed trogon), 734 nucleotides. RefSeq names its product borealin-2-like. Gene Ontology annotation, cellular component: chromosome passenger complex; spindle midzone; chromosome, centromeric region. Gene Ontology annotation, biological process: mitotic sister chromatid segregation. Lineage: Eukaryota; Metazoa; Chordata; Aves; Trogoniformes; Trogonidae. The annotation marks the transcript as partial. The record is from RefSeq and is a predicted model, not a curated record. The transcript has 9 exons.